This is a messenger RNA of Henningerozyma blattae CBS 6284, 1350 nucleotides long. It is a transcript of the gene ISN1, whose product is annotated as IMP 5'-nucleotidase. The transcript has a single exon. Gene Ontology annotation, biological process: nucleotide metabolic process; inosine salvage; nicotinamide riboside biosynthetic process. Bases 1 to 1350 code for a protein of 449 amino acids. The record is from RefSeq and is a predicted model, not a curated record. Gene Ontology annotation, molecular function: magnesium ion binding. NCBI's taxonomy places the organism in Eukaryota, Fungi, Ascomycota, Saccharomycetes, Saccharomycetales, Saccharomycetaceae.
AUGUCAUCAAGAUAUAGAGUUGAAUACCAACUAAAACAACACAAGAAAGAUGAAUUCAUAGAAUGGAUCAAAGCAUUAUUAGCCACCCCAUUUGUGCUACAUGCAGUCUCUCACAUAGAAGAAGAGGCUACCACUCAACGUGUCAGAACCCAAUAUGCAGACAUUUUCCAAGAUAUUGAAUCAUUAAUUCAACAUAAAAUAGAGUUCGAUAAUAAAAGAGGGUUACUAGAUGAGAAAGGUGAUUCCUCACAGAACCAAAAGUAUGAAUUUAUCGGUAAAUCAAGACUUAAUAGAUUAGUUCCAAGCAUUGGCCCCUUUUUUACACCACUUCCAUUGACAAGAGCCUUCUUAUGGGAAGAUGACAAAAGAGCUAUCUCUGAAAGGAGAAUGGUUUCUCCAAGUUUUAACGAUGUUAGACAUAUUCUAAAUACUGCACAGAUUUUCCAUUUUAUAUCUGCAAAAGAAAAUCACUCAGCAGAACAAUUAAAAUUAGUAACCUUUGAUGGUGAUGUAACGCUAUACGAAGACGGUGGUUCAAUUACAGAUAAUAACCCAGUAGUUCCAUUAAUUAUGAAACUACUGAAAAAUGAUAUUAGAGUAGGGAUUGUUACAGCUGCAGGUUAUGAUGAACCAGCAAAAUAUGUCGAAAGAUUAAAUGGAUUAAUUAAAGCAAUGUAUAAUUCAACAAUAUUAACUACAAGACAAAAGGAGAAUUUAACCGUCAUGGGAGGUGAAUCUAACUACCUAUUUCAAUAUCAUGAGGAUGAAUCAAAUAGAUUUGGCUUUCAGACUAUCGAAUGUGGGAAAUGGAUGCUAAAAGAUAUGCAAGAUUGGGAUCCCUUAUCAAUCGAACACACUUUAGACUUUGCAGAAAAAACAUUACAAACGUUAAGAACUAGACUAAGAUUACCCAAGGAAACUAUGAUUAUUCGUAAGGCACGAGCUGUUGGUUUAGUUCCUGGAGAAAUUCAAGACCCCAUAACUUCACAAAAGAGAAGAUUAUUAUUGUCUAGAGAACAAUUAGAAGAGGUUGUCUUGACCCUACAUCAAACAUUAAUGUCGUAUCCAAUGGCAAGGAAAAUCCAGUUUAGUUGUUUUGAUGGGGGAAGUGACGUUUGGUGCGAUAUCGGAGGUAAAGAUUUGGGUGUUACAAUUCUACAGAAGUUUUACGAUCCACAAAAUAUAAUUAAACCUUCAGAAACCUUACACGUUGGUGAUCAAUUUUCCCCAAUGAUUCAAGCUAAUGAUAUUAAAACAAGAUUAGCCGGUACAACUCUAUGGAUUGCUUCCCCAGCCGAGACUGUUGAUGCUUUAUCAAGAUUAGUAGAAGGAUUACAUGGCAAAGAUUAG